AUGGUAACAGCAGCGGAGAUAGGACCAAUAUCACAGCAAUAUUCAGCUGCAGCUACUAUCCCAUUGAUUAAAUCACCUUCGCUAUGGCUUCCCAAACCUAUCGAAAUGCCGAAUGACAUACAUCCGUUACCAGAGGAUAUAACGGCUUAUUUCGUUUAUCCAUUCUCGUUGGAAGAACAUAUACUUUCAACCCAUCCUUCAGCAGCUGAAUCGAUCUCACAACGAAGAGCUAGAAAUGCAGAGAUCCUCCACCAGCGAGAAGUAGAAGAAGAGCAAAGAGAGAAAGACGUUUUGAGGAAAAUCGCACCUGGUUACAACCCGUCUUCAUUAUUAUUACCUUCUUCCUCAUCAUCAACGAAUAUCCCAAGUCCGUCAAUGCUAUUUCCAACUUCAUUCCAAACACAAACACAGACUCAAAGUAGACCUAUCACUGAAACUCGCGUCGGAAAAUCAGUUGAUGGCAAGACUAAUGAUCUAAUGGAUGAUUUAGUUUCUCAAUUGGAAGAAAUGGAAGCCAAGAGGUGA
Molecule: messenger RNA, 525 nt
Organism: Kwoniella shivajii
Lineage: Eukaryota; Fungi; Basidiomycota; Tremellomycetes; Tremellales; Cryptococcaceae
Exons: 5
Coding region: 1-525 (174 amino acids)
Source: RefSeq, a predicted model, not a curated record